GAAGUAGGCGGGGUGACGUGGGGUUGACGAGCUCGGCGGCGGGUUUGCUGAGAUCUGUGGCCGGCGGCAGCUGGUGCGGGGGGCUCCCGAGAACGCGAGGUGGAGCGGGGCGGUGUGUGACCGGGGCCAUGACGGGCAAUGCCGGGGAAUGGUGUCUCAUGGAAAGCGACCCCGGGGUCUUCACCGAGCUCAUUAAAGGAUUCGGUUGCCGUGGAGCCCAAGUAGAAGAAAUAUGGAGUUUAGAGCCUGAGAAUUUUGAGAAAUUAAAGCCAGUUCAUGGCUUAAUUUUUCUUUUCAAGUGGCAACCAGGAGAAGAACCAGCAGGCUCUGUUGUUCAGGAUUCCAGACUUGACACGAUAUUUUUUGCGAAGCAGGUAAUUAACAAUGCGUGUGCUACUCAAGCCAUUGUAAGUGUGUUAUUGAACUGUACCCAUCAAGAUGUCCAUUUAGGAGAGACAUUAUCAGAGUUUAAAGAAUUUUCACAAAGUUUUGAUGCAGCUAUGAAGGGUUUGGCGCUGAGCAAUUCGGAUGUGAUUCGACAAGUACACAAUAGUUUUGCCAGACAGCAAAUGUUUGAAUUUGAUGCAAAGACAUCAGCCAAAGAAGAAGAUGCUUUUCACUUUGUCAGUUAUGUUCCUGUUAAUGGAAGAUUGUAUGAAUUAGAUGGAUUAAGAGAAGGACCAAUUGAUUUAGGUGCAUGCAAUCAAGAUGACUGGAUCAGCGCAGUACGGCCAGUCAUAGAAAAAAGAAUACAAAAGUACAGUGAAGGUGAAAUUCGAUUUAACCUAAUGGCCAUUGUGUCUGACAGAAAAAUGAUAUAUGAACAGAAGAUAGCAGAGUUACAAAGACAACUUGCAGAGGAGGAACCUAUGGACACAGAUCAGGGUAGUAAUAUGUUAAGUGCUAUUCAGUCAGAAGUUGCCAAAAAUCAGAUGCUUAUUGAAGAAGAAGUACAAAAGUUAAAAAGAUACAAGAUUGAAAAUAUCAGAAGGAAGCAUAAUUAUCUGCCUUUCAUUAUGGAAUUGUUAAAGACUUUAGCAGAACACCAGCAGUUAAUACCUCUUGUAGAAAAGGCAAAAGAAAAACAGAAUGCAAAGAAAGCUCAGGAAACCAAAUGAAGAGGAUGCUUUGGGAUGUGUACACAUUUCUGCUUCUACACUUAUUUUCAUGGCACCAUUAAGUAUAAGGAACUUUGAAAAACAUCCUAAUUGACUCAAUGCACGUUUGGCAAUAGUACCAGUCUGUCUUGUCUUUAAUGCAUGGAUUAAUAAACUUUUCCCCUACCUGCAUCAUGUGCAUGCAGUGCAUAUUAAAUAAAAGUAAUACUGAGAGUGCUUGCCCAAAUUCCGUUUUUUUGAUAUUGGAUCUGAGAACUCUUAUUGGUAUUCUGGAUUUAUAACUACAGUAAUGAACUUAGAAAAUGCACAAAUGAUAUUCUUUACCUGUAAUUGUUCUAAUUAAUCUUCUGAUUUUUUUUAGCUUAAAUUCUUUUGAUUUUUAAAUGUCAUAUCUUAAUUAUACUGGAUCUUUUAUUCUCAUUUAUGGAAAAAGUCAAUAUUUCUGUCUUUGAUAUGUGUUUUGAGAAUCUUAAAUUUUCCUCUUAUUACCACUUAAUUUGAUUUAAAAACUGAAAAUUUCCUCUUAUACCACUUAUUUGAUUUUAAUGCAGAUCAUUUGAAAAGAGCAAAAGUACAGGGGUUUUUUGCUGCCAGUAGAAAAGGUAAUAAGCAUUGCAAUUUUAUUUUAGCAAACUUUCUUCAAGUGUUGGGGUUAUUUUUUAAAAUAGAAUUAUUAUAGAAAGAUCUGAAUAUUAUGCCUCAAACAAAAUUUCAGGUUAAGAACAAAUUCUUAAAGAGUUUUGGUGUUACUCUCAAUUUGGCAAUCCUUUCAAGUUGUUACAGUGUGUUUUUAUGGAAAAUUUGAAGUUUGACAAUUCAGGUUAUCUGCUUUAAAAAAAGAUGGCAGUGGUGAUAGAGGAUCCUUCUGUGCCAUUUUGAACAAAAUUAGUGUAGCUCAGUUUCCAAGAGCCAUGUAAUGUACAAUUUGCAGUGGAUUUUUUGCAGGGGGAGGGGGAAGUUGUUUUGGUUUUUAUUUUAUAAAAUACUACUGAACUGUAUUCUUGCUUGUAAUUUUCUUUUCCAAGAAAAACUCUAAAGGAAAUUUUAUAAAACUUCUUUUUAUAAAGGAAAUAACCCACUUUUUUCUUUACCAAGCACAUUUUUGAAAUUAAUAUGUGAAUUUUUAACAUUUUAUUAUUUAUUGUAAAAUAAAUUUAACAUAAUUUAUUUUAUUAGGUGAAAUGUGUACCUAUCAUCCAGUUUCAACACAUGAAUUUUUUAUGAUUGUUUUAAAGCUUACUAAUUGUGGUAUUAUUAAAUGACUUAGAACUAAUGCAGGGAGACCUGUAGUAAAAUUGAGUAGAAAAAUUAAUGAAAUAUUUUUCAUAUAUAAUUUCAGUUGAAGGUACUUAAAAUAUGUAGUUUUUCAGUUAUUUGUGGGUAAAUAUAUUUUGCUCUUGAUAUGGUAGUAAUUAUGGAGUGUUUCAAACCUGUGAUACAUUUUUAAAAAAUGGUUUCCUAAGGGAUGUUCUUAGGUUCAUCUCAAUCCAUUCAUUCAUUUCAGUUUAAUUUCUAUAUUUUCUUUAAUUGUGGCUUAAAUUAUCUAAAGAGCAUUGCCAGGAUUAUUGCAAAAAGUAGUAUCAGUAAUCAGAUACAUCAGUGGAAUAAAGGACAGGACCUAAAAAUACUCCUUUUUAUCUGAUCACUGGAUUGUUAAUAAAGGUGUCAAAGCAAUCAAACAGGGAAGGAGAGCCUUCAACAAAUGGAGGCAGGAUAGUGGAGCUGAAUAUCACUCGGAAAAAAAUGAAUCACGAGUCCCCUACCUCACAAAAAUGAAUUUGAGUUGAAUCAUAGACAUAAGGGUAAUAGCUAAAAACUAUAAGCCUUUUUUCCAGAAAACAUUGAUGAAUAUCUUUGUGAUUUGAGAGUAGCCAAAGAUUUCUUGGGUUAUAGAAAGCAUUAACCACAAAAGAUCCAGAAUUAGGGCUCAUCAAAAUUAAAAGACUGUCAUUGAAAGACACCUUUAGUAAGAGUAGCUUGUAGAGAAUGGCAUCUAUAAAAUAACUUUAUAAAUUCAGGUUAAUAGGUAUAAGGAUUUUUUUUUAGAUUUAAUUUCUUAUAAAAGUCCAUGAUAGGAUUUUUCAUAGUUUAAGAAUGGUUUAUCUGCUGCUUCUUUGAUGAUUGCAAAUGCAUUGUGACACUUCAUGGUUUUUUUCUGCUUGUGAAUAAAGACAUAUAACUUGUC
This is a messenger RNA of Sciurus carolinensis (gray squirrel), 3303 nucleotides long. It is a transcript of the gene Uchl5, whose product is annotated as ubiquitin C-terminal hydrolase L5. Gene Ontology annotation, molecular function: proteasome binding; cysteine-type deubiquitinase activity. Bases 129 to 1118 code for a protein of 329 amino acids. Gene Ontology annotation, biological process: ubiquitin-dependent protein catabolic process; protein deubiquitination. The transcript is spliced from 11 exons. Lineage: Eukaryota; Metazoa; Chordata; Mammalia; Rodentia; Sciuridae. The record is from RefSeq and is a predicted model, not a curated record. Gene Ontology annotation, cellular component: Ino80 complex; cytoplasm.